This is a messenger RNA of Aspergillus affinis, 1677 nucleotides long. RefSeq names its product putative siroheme synthase. The record is from RefSeq and is a predicted model, not a curated record. NCBI's taxonomy places the organism in Eukaryota, Fungi, Ascomycota, Eurotiomycetes, Eurotiales, Aspergillaceae. Bases 1 to 1677 code for a protein of 558 amino acids. Gene Ontology annotation, biological process: sulfate assimilation; siroheme biosynthetic process. Gene Ontology annotation, molecular function: uroporphyrin-III C-methyltransferase activity. The transcript has 2 exons.
AUGCGGGAUGCAUCAAACGAUAAAGGCCCGUUGGCACCUUUGCUGGUGGCUAUGAAUGCAGACUCUCAGGUGCAUCUCAUCAUCGGCUCAAGUCCACUUGCCGCCGCUCGUUGCAUUAAGAGUCUGGAAGCUGGCGCAAAGCCAGUCAUCAUCGCACCGGAUACCGGGGACCUGCAGUAUACUCUGGCGGAGCGCAUAGAAAAUGGCUCGGCCCAGUGGAUUCGCAGAGAAUUCCAAGACACCGAUCUGACCAGCUUGGGGAGGGAAGAAGUCGACCAUGUUGUGGACACGGUCUUUGUCACUCUGGGCGGGGCUCAUCCUCUGAGCCCUCAUAUAUCUAAGCUCUGUCGGCGACUAAGAAUUCCGGUCAAUGUGUCGGAUGCUCUGAACCUUUGCACUUUCAGUCUUCUCUCAACCUACUCGGAUGGCCCUCUGCACGUGGGAAUUACCACCUCUGGACGUGGCUGCAAGCUUGCUUCUCGGCUAAGAAGGGAAAUUGCGUCGGUUCUUCCCCCAAAUCUUGGAUCCGCCAUCGAUCGUUUAGGGUCAGUGCGGAGACGUCUAUGGGAGGAAGACUAUGCGGCAGGCCUAUGCGAAGCCUCGCUGGAAGUCGACGAGGACGACUCAACGGGCCAGAAGCACACUUUCAACAACCUAGUGACGGAAGACGACGUUUCUGCUGCCAAAACCCGGCGCAUCCGCUGGCUGUCCCAGAUUUGCGAGUAUUGGCCGCUCCGCAAACUUGCCGCCAUCAACGACUCCGACAUCGAAAAUAUUCUUCAGGCGUACUCGUCCAGCAAAGAUAGUCUCGAGGAUGUCAAUGGGGUCGACAAUGUCCAGAAACAUGGCAAAAUUGUGCUGGCUGGUUCUGGACCAGGACACCCAGAUCUACUCACCCGAGCAACAUACAAUGCCAUUCAAACCGCCGACCUCAUCCUCUCAGAUAAGCUUGUCCCGGCGCCGGUGCUGGAAUUGAUUCCUCGAAGGACCGAGGUCCAUAUUGCACGAAAGUUUCCUGGUAACGCAGACCAAGCACAGGAGGAGUUCUUGCGAAUGGGUCUCGAUGCUUUACGUCGUGGACGACACGUUCUUCGUCUAAAGCAAGGUGAUCCUUAUCUCUAUGGCCGAGGAGGAGAGGAGUUUGAGUUCUUCCGGAACGAGGGCUAUACGCCUCUUGUUUUGCCAGGAAUCACCAGCGCGCUGAGCGCUUCGUUGUUUGCCGAAAUCCCCGCAACCCACCGCGGCGUAUCCGACCAAGUUUUGAUCUGCACCGGAACAGGAAGGAAAGGAGCGGCCCCCAACCCCCCUACGUAUGUGCCGACCCAAACGGUGGUCUUCCUAAUGGCACUGCACCGACUGUCGGCACUGGUGGAAUCUUUGACGGCCCCGCCCGAGGACGUCUCGCAUUCCCGAACGCUGUGGCCCAAGGACACACCGUGUGCCAUCAUUGAACGGGCAUCAUGCACGGAUCAGCGGGUGAUCCGUUCUACCUUGGAGCAUGUCUGUCUGGCCUUUGAAGCCGAAGGGUCUCGUCCUCCCGGUCUGUUGGUGGUUGGGGCCAGCUGCCACAUUUUACAUCAACCUAAGGAUCAAAAGUGGGUUGUUGAAGAGGGGUUCAAGGGACUCGAUGAGCUGCGGCAUAUUCCUGAGGUAGCUACGAUGUCAGAGAAGGAAUAG